AUGCGCUUCGCUCCUAGCGUCCUCAUUGGCCUUUUGGCUGUCAACGGCCUCGCCCAAACAGUCGCAGACCCAGAACAACAACCAGAGCCCUCAGCUAUCGCUGAACCCCAACCUUCGUCACCCGCAGCAGAGCCCUCGGCGCCUGUACAACAGCCCACGAAUCCUUCAAGCGACGGCGACGAUGAUGAUGACGAUACACCACAAUCGGACGCUGACACCGCGCCCACGGCCGUCCCAGAACCUUCGGCGAACGAGCCGGUAGAGACAGCGGAUGCCUCUCAAGUGGGACAACCAACAGCUACAGCGGCCGAUGAUGAUGACGAUGAUGAGGCUUCAUCUGCAGUUGUAGGAACAGUCACAUCAGAUGCCAGUGCGACCGACGACGAAGCUACAGCUACUGCGACCGAUACAGACGAUGACGAUGCAACGGAUACAGCCACUCUGACGGCUACCGAGAGCUCUGCUCCGACAAGCACCGGCGCUGUAGUCGAAGUCGACCUCAAGAAUGCGACGAUCGGCGACAACGCAAAAUUGAUUGAAGUCGACGGCAAGCCCGCCAUUAAACUCAGCGCUCCCGCCAACGGCCAAGCAACGUUUACCGUACCCGUCGAAACCGAUGAUGACGACUUCGACGACGACGAACUCAUCUACAUAGUUGCAUCCAUCCUCGUCGGCGAAGGAAGCGCCAAACUACGAAAACGAGCUACAAAGACGGACUGUACACUACAGAUUCAAGCGGGCAGCGCAAACGUUUACAGCGAACCUCUAUAUACCACCGAUGGCAAGUUCCAGGACGUCAAGAGCAGCGGGAUCCGAUCUUCGGACAAUCCCGGCGCUGCGAAUGUUCAGGUAACGCAGACGUGCGGUGAUACGCCUUCGCCCAUGACUGUCGGUAACGUUCGUGCUGGCACCGAUAGCGGAAUAAAGUCAAGCUCUGGAGCUGGAGGUAGUGGAGGCUCUGGUGGUAGUGGAAAUGGUGGGAAGGGUGGCAGUGGCUCUGGCUCUGGCUCCGGGACGUCUACAGCUGAUGGCGCAAAUGCGAGCGAGACCAGCGAUUCUGGUAACGUCGGAUCCAAGACCAGAACGAGCAUCGGAGCUCUCGCUGCUGCCAUUCUGGCUGCGGCUGCAUUUUUCUAG
Fusarium coffeatum is the source of this 1137-nucleotide messenger RNA. RefSeq lists its product as uncharacterized. The transcript is spliced from 3 exons. NCBI's taxonomy places the organism in Eukaryota, Fungi, Ascomycota, Sordariomycetes, Hypocreales, Nectriaceae. Bases 1 to 1137 code for a protein of 378 amino acids. The record is from RefSeq and is a predicted model, not a curated record.